Saxophila tyrrhenica is the source of this 1362-nucleotide messenger RNA. RefSeq lists its product as uncharacterized. Bases 1 to 1362 code for a protein of 453 amino acids. The transcript has 2 exons. The record is from RefSeq and is a predicted model, not a curated record. Lineage: Eukaryota; Fungi; Ascomycota; Dothideomycetes; Mycosphaerellales; Extremaceae.
AUGUCCCUCCUCUCCCGUGCUUCUCUCCUGCUACUAUCCCUUCUGCUCACCUUCACCACCGCUCAAUCCUCCAACAACGCCUCCGCCGUCUUCGUAUACAAUGGCUCCGACAACACCGAGUUCAUCUUCGCCCUCAAUGCAGACAAGAGCACAGGCGAUCUCUACUUCCACCUCUCCUCUCCUGCAGGGAACGCUUGGGUGGGAGUCGGCAUUGGAGAUCAAAUGAAAGAUGCGUUGAUGUUCAUUGCAUACCCCGCCGGCAACGACAAAGACGUUACGAUCAGCCCGAGAAUAGGCAGUGGACACACCGAGCCAGAAUAUCAAUCAGACCUCAAGCUCGAUCUACAAUCUGGGAAGGGUUUGACUGGAGCGAACACUGUCAGUGGGAACAGCAGGGAGACCAAGAACAUCAUUGCGGAUGGAGUAUGCAGAGGCUGCGCGAAGUGGGAUCGUGGGAGCAUUGAUUUGACGAACAAAAAACAGCCGUUCAUCCUUGCGGUUGGCCCUGUCUUCCCGGCGAUCGCAUCUAACUCUCAAUCUGCUGGUUUGACUAGGCACAUGUUCUACGGACACUUCACGAUGGAUAUGACCGCUGCGACGUCGAAUUCAGGUGGGGCUGUGCCGCUGGGGCCAUAUAAGACGAAGUCUGCCUCCAAUACUGCUACCAGCACCAAGAUGGACAACGACCCUGCUCCUCGGAUCCACGGCGCCGUGAUGAGCGUUGUCUUUGUCAUCGCUUUCCCACUUGGUACCCUCAUGCUUCGAGUAUGGCACAAGGUGAAGGGGCAUAUCGCAGUGCAAGUGGUUGGGCUGGUUCUCUUCUGCAUGGCUUUCGCCGGUGGCAGCGUGGUGUCGACGCAGUACAACCGAUCGAAGCACUUCAACUCUGCCCACCAAGUCAUCGGCAUUCUGCUGUUGAUCGCACUGUUCGCUCAGCUUGGGCUAGGAGCGUACCAUCACAAGGUCUACAUGAAGACUCAGCAGAAGACGAUCUUUGGCAAGAUUCAUACGUAUCUGGGGCCAGCUAUCAUGCUCAUCGGUAUCCUCAACGGCUUCUUGGGUUUCAGAUUAGCAGGCGCCUACUUCCUCGCCAUCCCCUACUCAAUCAUCCUCAUCGUCUUCGCCGGCAUCUACCUUUGUAUCCGUGGAUACAGCCACAUCCGCCGACGCAGGAACGCCAGCAAGAACGCCCCCGAAGGAUAUCAAUAUCCGCAUUUCGGCGCUCCACCUCCACAGUAUGGCCCGCCUUUUGGUGCACCGCCGCCUUAUGCGCAGCCAGAUGUGCCGUUGCAGCGGUUUGAGAGCUCGCAGAGUGUGCCGAGGGCGGACUCGCCUGCUGUGCAGCCGCGGACGAUGGUGUGA